Salvelinus namaycush (lake trout) is the source of this 478-nucleotide messenger RNA. RefSeq names its product ribonuclease H2 subunit B-like. The transcript has 5 exons. NCBI's taxonomy places the organism in Eukaryota, Metazoa, Chordata, Actinopteri, Salmoniformes, Salmonidae. The record is from RefSeq and is a predicted model, not a curated record. Bases 41 to 304 code for a protein of 87 amino acids.
GGGCAGUCCGAAGUUUCACCGCUGCUACCAGCAGAGGACCAUGGAAUGGUUAAAGAAAAAGGCUGAGAGGACAGUGAAGGCCCUCGGAAAGACUAACAUCUCAGUGGGAGAAAGGAUGAAGUCCAUGACGUACGUCAGAGUCAAGAAGGAGUCAGAGACCCAGGAAGAGGACUACCUGCAGUAUGCCCAUGGUCUGAUAUCUGCGGACAUCAGUGAAGACCUGAAAAAAGCUCUCCUCAAGCAUCUACAGUUACCUGAGCUCUCAAGCCCUAAGAAAGUGGAGCAUCAUUCAAAGCUGCCCUAGAAGACGAGUGCGGCACAGAAGACCCUGGCCAAGGUGGACAAAACAGGCAUGAAAAGCAUGUCUGCCUUCUUCAGCCCCAAGGGCAAAGCAGAGAAACUGAAUGUUAGGAUGGUGCAUCAGAAUUUGUAUGUGUAUGUUGGUGUGCGUGGAUACACUGAGUGUACAAAACAUUAG